UCCUUUUACUCUGCGCUCUUGCAGCCUGCCAGAGCUAACCUUCAGUCUUUUGGCCUGGUCUUGCUUUACGUCGGGUCUUUUUGAAUUCCGCACUUUGCCAGAGUGCAGGAACGGGAGCGGGAGCGGGAGCGCGGCGCAGUGUGCCUCCGCGCGCCCCAGGGGCAGCCGAGCCCCGGAGGAAGGGGCGGAUCGGGCGCGGUGUUUGGGACGGAGCGGGGCGCGCGGCGCUCGAAGCACCCACUCGGCGCGUUCCUGGGCUGGUGGAGACUGCUUGGGCACCCCUCAGACAGCACCCCUCGAGCUGUAGGUUCGCAGGCCCACGGCAGCCCGACUCGACGGCGUCCCCAUUGUGGGUUCAGUCUGUGGUCUUUGGAGGUCUUUUUUUUGCAGAUACGCUCACGUCUUUGGCGCGCGCUCCCUCCUCAAGAGUUGGCCAAGAGCGCUCUUCCGUGCAGACCCCAACCACACCCAGUGGCAGAUGGAUUUCUUUGUAACUGGCUUUCUUACGUGUAGGGUCCAUUUUGAGUCUGUUCUUAACAUGAUGUCCUCUUGUCAAGUAGUAGUCUUUUCCUAGAUGGCUAUGGUAAUUGAAAAUAUAUAGGAUGAAUGUGUGUAAGGUAAAAUGUUAUAACUCUUAAGUAGACCAGUGAAGCAGAUACGGUAGCUUUAAGGUUCUGAAUGCAAAAGUUAAGGUUCAUUUUUCUUUUCAGAUUUAAAUUUGGGGGCGUUUAGUGUUUUUGAGCUGUUUUAGCGAAAGUAUUCGUUGGGUAUGUUUGGAUAUCAAAACUUAAAAAAACACUAGAGAAAUAAGUCAGUGUUUAAAGAAUUCAUAAUAAUGUUGAACUUUGCGCGGUUGUCACAGUGAUGAAACAUGCCACCAAACUGUACAUCAGGAUGGGAAUUUCAUGAACUUUGAGCGUCUAUGUGUUAGGCCUAUUUUAUUGAAAUGGUUGCAUUGUUUUUCAUGCAGGAAGGGAUCUGAUUUGAGUGUGCUCUAAAGUUGUACUCAAGUUGAACAGAUAGAAACCACUUAAAUUGAUUCGGUGAAAUACUCUAACAUUUUUCUGUUUAACUGCAAAUCAAUAGGAGUGGGUUCAUUAUCUUUCAGCAAAACUGAAUUUUCCUGAAAUUCUUAAGUCAGUGCAUUGUAUUGACUUUUUCAGGGUGUAAGCAUUUCAGGAGGACGGUAACCAUAGUAGACGUGUUGAUUUUUGUUAAAAUUCUCAUAAAUAAGAUGAGUCCCAGAUCUAGAAAAUUAACAGAAGGUUUGGGAGGGAGAAAAUAUAGGUAUCUAACAAUCUCUUUUGCACAUCCAAAUUUUUCCUUAUUGUUGCCACAAGAAUAUCAUCUCUUCUUUUGAUCACUGUUCCUGAUUGUGGCUUUGUCCAAGCAUUAAAUUGUGUGCCUUUUGUUCCUUGAAGAAAGAGCUGGUGCUAGCAACCCCCAACACUGUCUGGUCUCCAGACCCAGCUCAAAGCUCUGGAUUCGUUCUCUUCCCAUACCUCAGCCUGAGCCUCUGUCAUCCCACAGGGCUUCACACAAUCUUCCUCGAAAGCUCUUACGUCUCUCCCAAGAUGAAGAAGCCAAAACACAGAUUGAGAGUUGUCUAGAGUAACACAACCAGUGAGUUAAUAUGGGAAAAGUCCUGGCAUUUUGAAGAUGUCUCAGCACAGUAUUGUUUCCUGUUCAAAUUACAAGUAACUUCAAGAGUUUUCAGGAAAAAAAGAAAUUGGGAUUUUUUUUGUUGUUGUUAAAUCAUGCCAUCUGAACAGAAACAUUUAUUUUUUGAUGAAAAACAAAAUACUUUAAAAAAAGCUUAUGAUGUGAAAAAUGAGAUAGUUGAUACUAUCAGAUCAGUACUUAAACCAAAAAUUUCAAGAAGUAGUUUUCAUUAUGAACUAAAAAAUGUGAAAAUUGUUUUGCCGAAGAUAAAUAUUCCAAAUGAAGUCCUAUUGAAACAUGAAGUUGACAAGUACCGAAAGUUAUUUCAGCAUAAACCACAGACUGCAAGGAAGUCUCUCAGUAUAAAGACCUUAAGCUUUGUAGAGGAGUGUGUGUUGCUCCAUAAGUCUGAGAAAAUUGAAGAAGAAGGUAUAAAAAUGUCUGCAAAAAUACUCAAUUUCAACUGUUUAAAGUGCCGAGAUAGUACUCGGUAUAGCCCAAAUGAUUUGCAGAAACACUUUCAAAUGUGGCACUGUGGUGAAUUACCUUCAUAUCCUUGUGAAAUGUGCAGUUUUUCAGCAAAUGACUUCCAGGUAUUUAAACAACACAGACGAACCCAUAGAAUCACUUUAGUAAAAUGUGACAUUUGUAACAAUGAGAAUUUAUAUACUUUAUUAGACUUGACAAAGCAUUUUUCAUCCACACAUUGUGUAAAUGGAAAUUUUCAUUGUGAAAAGUGUGAAUUCUCCACCCAGGAUGUUGGCACAUUUGUUCAGCACAUACAUAGGCAUAACGAAAUCCUCUAUAAAUGUAGUAAAUGCCAUUAUAUAUGUUUAACCAAAGGAGAGCUUCAGAAGCACCUUCAUAUUCAUUCUGGUACAUUUCCCUUCACUUGUCAAUAUUGUAGCUAUGGUGCUACCAGGAGAGAGCACCUUGUAAGACAUGUUAUAACUUUGCACAAGGAACAUUUAUAUGCGAAAGAAAAACUGGAAAAAGACAGAUAUGAAAAGAGGAUGGCAAAGACUUCGGCAGGACUUAAACUGAUACUGAAGAGGUACAAAAUAGGUGCAUCAAGGAAGACAUUCUGGAAACGUAAAAAAAUCAACAAUGGAAGUGACAGAAGUAUAGAAAAAAACACUCAAGUGCUUAAAAAAGUGAACAAAACACAGGCUAAAUCUGAAGACCAGAGCCAUCUUGUUCAGGAACAUUUAAAUGGAGAAAAGGAUGAAAGACUGUACUGUGAGAAUAAUGAUAAACCCACUGAGUCAGAAUCAGAAAAGCCAACUCUUCUGUCCACCGGACAAUGUAAUGGAGCUGAAGAGGGAUCAAAUUCUACUUCGGGUUUCUUGAAGACUGCUGUGCAAGGACCUACAGUGUUAAUGGUAAAAAAUAAUAGAAUAACAAUUCCUGCUAACUACAGUGCUAAGUUUAUGGGAUUCAAGAUGGUGGAUGGAAAACAACAUAUUGUAAUAAAACUAUUGCCUACCAAUAAACAGAAUUUAUAUUCACCAAGCUCACAGUCAAGUGCUGCAAGGGACAGUACUGCAAUUUUGCAGCCUCACACUUUGGACACCACUGCAUUUUUAACAGGAGUAACAACUGAGUUAAAUGACACAGUUUACAUGAAAGCAACUACUCCAUUUUCAUCUUCAUCUCCUGUACUUUCAGGAAAAGUAACUUCAGAAAAAGAAAUGGCUUUGCUAUCUCCAACAAGUAAUGUGCUUCCAACGAUGGAUGAUGAAAAAAGUGUAUCUCCUUUGCCAAUAACAUCAGAAUUGAUUACAGCAUCAGUGAAUUUGACCACAAAAGUAGAAACAAGAGAUAAUGUUGACUUAUGGGGAAGUCAUAUUGCCCAGUGUCACCCUGAGGUAUCAGGUACUUCCAUUAAAAGUCCAGAUAAAGUCACCUGUACUACCAAACCAAAUUCUUACAACAGUGGAGAUAUGCAUAACUAUUGCAUUAAUUAUGUCAACUCUGAGUUCCCUGUUGAAUCUUCCAACCAAGGAUCAUUACCUUUUCAUAAUUACUCAAAAGUGAAUAAUUCUAAUAAACGUCGUAGGUUUUCAGGAACAGCAGUGUGUGAAAACCCUGCAUCAAGCAAGACAGUAGUUCAACAACCAAUAAGUGAGUCAGUUUUAUCACUAGUGAGGAAGGAGAGCUCAAACCCAGAUAGCCUGUUAGCAUCUCUUAGUCUUUUAAAUACUAAAGAUGCAACUUUAAAAACACAAGCUGAAAUUGAAGAACCAUGUGUCUUAGAAAAAGGACAAAACAUUGAUGGACAGAACCUAUACACUAAUGAAAAUCAAAAUUUAGAGAGCAUGACUGAAAAGCCUAAAUGGGAUGACAUUUCCAGUGUUGAGUCACCUAUGAUGCCUAGAAUCACAUCUGUUUUCUCUCUCCAGAGCCAACAGGCAUCAGAAUUUUUGCCACCUGAAAUAAACCAGUUACUUCAAGAUGUAUUAAAAGCAAAACCUGAUGUAAAACAAGACUCUAGUAACACUCCAGAUAAAGACCUGCCACUUCAUUGUGACCAGUUAUUUCAGAAACAUGAGGGAGAAGACAAAAUAGCUGAAUCUUCAAAAGACUUGAAAGUACAAGGCCUCUUUCCAGUUCCAUCUGGUAGUAUGGGAAUUAAUGUGCCUACAAAUGAUCUGAAUUUAAAAUGUUGUGGAAAAGAAAAACAAAUGUCAGUGUCACAAGAUGUGAGAGAUUCAGAGAAGACCCCUAGAAUUUCUGGGUUUGGCACAUUACUUAAGACUCAGUCAGAUGCAAUAAUUACACAGCAGCUUGUAAAAGACAAACUACGAGCCACUACGCAAAACUUAGGUUCUUUGUAUGUGCAGGGUCCACUUCUGAAUUCAGAACCAAAAAAGACUAUAUUUGUUCAGACUCCAAAAAGCUUUUUUGUACCAUUGCACAUCGCUAACAAGCCUGGAUUACAUGUUUCAGGAAGACCGCUUCCAUUGGUUAAUACACAAGGUGUCCCUUCCUCUCUCCUUGUAAACAAGAAACCUGGAAUGAUUUUAACAUUUAAUAAUGGGAAACUUGAAGGUGUUUCUGCUGUCAAAACUGAGAGUGCUCAAGCUUGUGGAACUACAACUAAGGAGCCUUGCAGAACACCUUUUUUAAAAGUAGAACCAAACAGUAAUUGUCUGACCCCUGCACUUUGUUCCAGUAUUGGCAGUUGUUUGAGCAUGAAAAGUAGUUCAGAAAAUACUUUGUCAUUAAAAGGCCCUUACAUUAUUAAAACGCCAGCAAGUUCUUCAGUGAAAGCUGUUCCUGCUCCUAAUAUAAUAUCUGAGCAUCAGGGCACUAAGUUGAAUAUCUCAGAUUCAGUAAAACAGCAGAACAGGAUUUUUCCAAAACCACCUCUUUACACCCUUUUGCCUGAUGGCAAACAAGCUGUUUUUUUAAAGUGUGUGAUGCCAAAUAAGACUGAGCUGCUUAAGCCUAAAUUAGUCCAAAAUAGUACUUAUUAUAAAAAUAUACAGCCAAAGAAACCUGAAGGAACACCACAAAAAAUAUUGCUGAAAAUUUUUAACCCUGUUUUAAAUGUGACUGCUGCUAAUAAUCUGUCAGUAAGCAACUCUGCAUCCUCAUUGCAGAAAGACAGUGUACCAUCUAAUCAGACUACAGGAGAGCAGAAAGAGCCAGAAUCUUCUAGAGAUGCCUUACCCUUCUUACUAGAUGAUAUGAUGCCAGCAAAUGAAAUUGUGAUAACUUCUACUGCGGCAUGCCCAGAAUCUUCUGAGGAACCAAUCUGUAUCACUGACAAUUCAGAGGCCAGGGUAUUAAGGUGUAAAACAAAUUGUACGAUUGAGAGAAGCUUCAAUAAGAAAAAGACUUCAAAAAAAAAUUUUUCAAGACUAAAAACUCAUGUAAGAAGUAAAGAUUCUGAAACUGCCUUUGUGUCUAGAAACAGAAACUGUAAACGCAAGUGUAGGGAUAGUUACCAAGAACCGCCAAGAAAAAAAGCAUUACACAGAAAGUGUAAAGAAAAAACAAAGCCUGAAGAUGUCCAUGAAUCAUUUGAAUUCAGCAGACCUAGGCUUCCAAAAGAUUCAGUCAGAACUUUGCGGCUUUUCCCCUUUAAUUCCAAACAGCUUGUGAAAUGUCCUAGGAGAAACCAGCCAGUUGUAGUUUUGAAUCAUCCUGAUGCAGAUGCCCCAGAAGUAGUAAAUGUAAUGAAAACUAUCACUAAAUUUAAUGGACACGUACUUAAGGUUUCAUUGUCAAAAAGAACUAUCGAUGCUUUACUGAAACCAGUUUGUUAUAACCCUUCUAAAACAACUUAUGAUGGUUUUCCUAAGAGGCAUAAAACAUUUAAACCUAUUAGUUCUGUAAAAGAAAGAUUUGUGCUAAAAUUAACUCUCAAAAAGACAAGCAAAAACAAUUAUCAGAUUGUGAAAACUACCUCUGAAAAUGUUCUGAAGGCUAAAUUUAACUGUUGGUUUUGUGGUAGAGUAUUUGACAAUCAGGAUGCUUGGGCUGGUCAUGGGCAGAGACAUUUAAUGGAAGCUACUCGUGAUUGGAACAUGUUAGAAUAAUUUACUGCAGUUACCAAGGAAAAGAAAAGUAAAAUUACCUUAGAAGAAAAUAGUAGGUUGAACUACUAAUGCCGACAUUUUUUACUUCAAUAUAAUACCUGAAGUUAAACAUUUAAAAGUUGGCUAUAUUUCCAUGGAAGAGCAAAAGUUUUAGUGUGGUAUUUGAAAAUGCUGUCAGUGCACAUGUAAGUUUUGAAAGAAACUAAUCAGCACAGAUGUACCUUGACUGAAUUUUUAAAAAUGUGUUCUAAGGAAGUUAGGGCUAAAGAAAAUUUUGAUAGAGCAGUUUUGCCAGUUCAGUGACUCAUUGUAGAGAGUAACAGCUGACAGCCCCAUUCCCUCUCUUCUUCCACCAGCCUUAUGAAUCUGAUAACUGUGGCUCCUCUGAAGAGGUUGAGAGCUCUUUCACUAUGGAACUGAAGGAGUUUCUCAUCAUUUGUGAAGAUACUCUAAGAGAGCUUGGGUAAAGAACUUACUCUACAUCUGCAAAAUGUAGUUCUUUUGAAGGCAAUUAGGCUCCUUUGAGAGUACGUUUAACUCACUACAAUUACACCUCAUAUGAUGCUUGAUAAGAGUUUUUGACAAGUAGAUCUUUUUUCCUUGUAAGCUGUGUCCCAUGUCAUUGAUUGGAACACCCUUCCUAGGUGAUUUUCUUUUUCUAAAUGGCUCUCAGUUGCAGUAGAUGGGCAGUCUCGAGAGAAGAAUUAAACUCUCUUUGUCUAGUUUGAAGUUCAUUUAAAGAACUUGAACAUUUUUCUGAAUUUGGUUACAUUCUCUAGAGAUUCCCUUGCACAGAACUAUGUUUAUUUGAUUUAAAUUGUUUGUCCCCUGUAAACCAAGUGGCCAAUUUUUUUCUUGGUUGCCAUCCCUUUAAAAAGAGUGAAACAUAGAAGCACUUCCAAGGGAAUGGCUUUUCUCGAAAAUUAAAAAUUAUUCCUCAGAAACAAUAUUCUGAAGCAAGAUUAGCAAAGCAGAUCAUACUUUUGUGUUUAUUAUUAGUGUCUGAACAUGUCCACAUUGGGACAAACCAUUUUUGUUAGCAGCUUUUCAGUAUGACUGACAACCCAAAGCAGAUUAUUUACUGAUUGAUUGCAGUUGGAAAUUGAAGAAGCAUUAAUAGUGGACUUAGUGACAGUGCAUAAAACUUCAGGACAGAUUCCGAAGGGAUAUGCCCAACAGGUAGAGUUUUAAAAUGAAUAUUUUCAAGACAACAGAAUCAUCAAUUUAAACUUUUCACUUUGUAAGUUUGGAUCAAAUUUUGUUGGAUCAUUGGAUAAUGGAGUUCUUGUAUUAAAAAAUUACUAUAUAAUUUUUGUUACAUUGUUACUACUAGUGUUACGACAUUUUCAUUGAUUGAAUGAAAACUUCAGGGCUUCUUUUCUGUAUAUAAAAGAAUUUAAAACCUGUACAUAUUUUUGUACUUUUCAGUUAUGUAAAUUUUGCACAGAAAUUUUUUGACAUAAAAAGUUUAUUUUCUUUCAAUUUAGUUCUGUGCAUGCACUAAUAAAACUUGUUGUUUAAUUUAAAAGGAAUAUAUGAGACUUUACCCAUGUUAUUUUUUUUGGUUUUUAUUUCAGAUGUACAAUUUUUUUUUUGAUAAAUUCAGUUUUCAGGGAUUGAACACUAUUGUUAGCAAGUGCCUAAAAGAUGUGAAACAGUUUACAUACGUCAACUGUAACAUUAGGUCCCAAAUGGGCCCACUUCCCCUAUAGUUUUAUUUUAAAGAAAGCCAUACAUAGAUGCUUCAAGCUAUCUUGCUAUGCACAUUAUACAUGUACUGUUCUUGUGCAGUUUGUCUACUUUCUUAGAAGUGAAGUAUUUUUUGUAUAAAACCUGUCGUGUUUCUUAAAUUGAGCCUAAGAAUGGAGUUGAUUGGAAAUAUACAGUAUAUAUUAAUAAUGUAUAUGGUGUUUAAAGAAUGGUUAAGCAUUGUUAAUUUCUGUAACGAAUGUUUUCUUCAAUUAAAUUUAUCUUAAG
Molecule: messenger RNA, 8186 nt
Organism: Hippopotamus amphibius kiboko
Lineage: Eukaryota; Metazoa; Chordata; Mammalia; Artiodactyla; Hippopotamidae
Gene: ZNF518A
Product: zinc finger protein 518A
Exons: 5
Coding region: 1758-6209 (1483 amino acids)
Biological process (GO): regulation of transcription by RNA polymerase II
Cellular component (GO): nucleus
Molecular function (GO): RNA polymerase II transcription regulatory region sequence-specific DNA binding; DNA-binding transcription factor activity, RNA polymerase II-specific
Source: RefSeq, a predicted model, not a curated record